UGUGCUUUCGUCAACCUUCUGGAGUCGUCUGGAGGACCUGAGACAGACCCUUUCUCUCUCUCUCUCUCUCUCUAUAUACCUGUAGCUUCCUUCUUUCCUCUCUCUCUAUCUCGCUCCAUAGUUUAAUACCUUACUAGAUUUUAGUACUUUCUGCUGGAAGCUUUACUUGUCGUUGAGACGAGAAAAUGGUAAACGACGAGCGCUUGCUGAUGAAGAGGAAAGAUAUCGACAGAGCGAAAGAGGAAUUUUCUGAUUUUUCCCUCUCUUCUCCUGCUCGAAAGAUUCGUCGUCUGGAUGUGAAAUUUCCACCGAUAAUCGAGGAAGAGGAAACAGAUGUGGCGAUGCAAGAGACGGGUGCGGAGGAAGAACACGAGCCUGCACCUGUAAACGAGGAGAGAGCAAUUGUUCUAUUCAAGCCUCUCCAUUAUCAUCAGCCUCCUUCUGGGCAACUCUAUGCUGAUAGAGACUUGAUCUCUGGCUUUAACAAUAGAUUUUUACGUGAUGCAUCAAGAGCUGAUGACGAACACGGUGAAGACCAGACUUCCAAGAAAUGCCAAGCCGUUGUUUGCUGGAAUCCGUCUCAGUCUCCUUACUCACAGUCCAUAGGAACUUUCCAACAACCCCGUGCAUUAGAGAUUAUCGAGUUGGACGAGUCAGGUGAGGAUGCUGUAAUGGAUGACGCAGCCGCGGUUAUAGAAGAGGAUAAUAGAAGCAGUGGUCUAUCUUUUCCUCAACAAGGGCAGCAACAGCUUCAACAAGAAGUGCCCACUAAUGGUUUUGGAUUUCAACAAUGGCAGCAACAGCAACACUGUAUGGUUCCGCAGCUUCCGCAAGUCAACUCUACUCCCAUCACUUGGUUCCGAUGAAGGGGUUAAGCCGACGAAGCAUGACCUCUUGUUGAAGCAAAUGGGGAGUCCUUGAAGCAAAUGUAGAAUCAGCUUUUGAGUUCUCUGCCCUUUUGUUGGUGUAGGAUCUUAUCUUUUGGAUGUAAUUAAAAUAGCUUAGAGAUUUUCACGUUCCAACUAUUAGCCCAAAGUGAGAGCCUGUAAUUUCACAUAAUGAUAAGAUUUUGCGAUGACUAUUGGU
Messenger RNA from Eutrema salsugineum, 1086 nucleotides. RefSeq lists its product as uncharacterized. The record is from RefSeq and is a predicted model, not a curated record. The transcript has 3 exons. Lineage: Eukaryota; Viridiplantae; Streptophyta; Magnoliopsida; Brassicales; Brassicaceae. The coding region runs from base 186 to 866 and encodes 226 amino acids.